UCUCCUUUCAAACUUGGAUCAUAAGUGCCUACCAAAUAGAAAUGGCAGCGAUUUCAGCUUUGCAGGCUUAUGGAAGUGACGAAAGUGAUGGAGAUAUUAGUGAUAAGGAGUCCAAUUCUGAAGAUGCGACGGCACAUCUCAGACCACUUGAGAAGGAUCGGACCAUUAAAUCUUUGCAAGUGAAAUUACAAUUGAACGCAGCACCAACGGUGGACGAAACAAGUGACUUUGGAAGCAACCCCUACCACCAGCCACUAGACCCAUUAACAAAGACUGUGUCUUAUAAUCCUCAGUAUGAUCAGAUGUACAAGCCACAAGCAGGACCUGUGAAUCCAUUCAAGACACAACAACAGACCGCUGCCAAGAACACUCUAUCUGGCUAUGUAGAACCAGCCCAUCUCAAUCCUUUCCAUUUUGAGAACCAAAGAAGGACAUUCUCGAGCUAUGGUUUUGCUGUUGAUCCCAGUGUUGAUACAGGUGGAAAGCACAUUGUCUCAAACAAAGAGGGCACCAAGCCUGAAGAAGGUAAGACAGUCUUUGAGAAGGUUGAAUUGAGGGAAGGGGACAAGCGGAAGAGGGUGAAGAACAAAGAUGCCGCAGACAUAGAGGGCUUUGAGGGUCCGUGGGGUAAAUAUCAGGAUGAGAAGACAGUAGCUAAACCAUCAGAGGAAGAGCAGACAGAGUUAGAUGAGAUUCUCGCUAAGAGAGCUAAGAGAGGCAAGAUGAUGGAUGAUAAACCAGCCGAAGAGAAGACUACACUACACAUCAAAGAUGCCUACGACUACCAGGGUCGAUCCUACCUUCACAUACCCCAAGACCUGGACGUCGAUCUCAGGUCUGAGCUGCCUCCAGACAAGUGCUAUCUCCCCAAGAAGACCAUUCACCAAUGGACUGGUCACACUAAAGGUGUGGCGGCCAUCAGGCUCUUGCCAGUCUCUGGACAUCUUCUUAUCUCCUGUGGCAUGGACAGCAAAAUCAAGCUAUGGGAGGUAUAUAACCAGAGGAGGUUAGUGAGAACGUUCUCAGGUCACAAACAGGCAGUCAGGGAUGUUUGCUUUAACAACGAUGGGACCAAGUUCCUUAGCGCUGCUUAUGAUCGCUACAUCAAGCUCUGGGACACAGAAACAGGACAAUGUAUUGAGAAGUUUACAAGUCGUAAGGUUCCGUAUUGCGUGAAGUUCAACCCAGAGGAAGACAAACAACACAUCUUUGUUGCUGGCAUGUCAGACAAAAAAAUAGUUCAGUGGGACAUUAGAAGCAAUGAGAUUGUUCAGGAAUACGACCGUCACUUGGGUGCUGUCAACACCAUCACGUUCGUCGAUAAUAACAAACGUUUUGUGACGACAUCCGACGACAAGAGUUUGAGGGUGUGGGAAUGGGACAUACCUGUAGAUUUCAAGUACAUUGCAGACCCUAGCAUGCACAGUAUGCCGAGUGUUUCACUAAGUCAUAAUGGGAAGUGGCUGGGUUGCCAGGCGAUGGAUAACCAGAUCGUCAUCUACAGCGCCAUCAAUAGGUUCCGACAGAACAGGAAAAAGAUCUUCAAAGGUCACAUGGUGGCUGGCUAUGCUUGCCAGAUGGACUUUGCCCCCGACAUGAGUUACAUUGUAUCUGGAGAUGCUGACGGAAAAUUGAAUGUGUGGGACUGGAAGACCACGAAACUGUACACCAAGUUGAAGGCACAUGACGGCGUUUGCAUCGGCUGUUUAUGGCACCCUCAUGAAACGUCAAAAGUUAUAACGUGUGGAUGGGAUGGACUUAUAAAACUCUGGGACUGAGACUGUUGUAUGUGUGCUCAGUGGACUUGAUGUAUCUUAUGAAAACCAACUUUAUAGUGAGUACAUGGGACUGAGUAGGAAACCUUGGUGACCGUUUGGGCUGCGAAAAGUGUGGGAUCCUGGAUGCUCAUUUGAAAGUAUCGCAGUAUCACAUAGACGAACAUGGCCAUGUACAUGUACGUGCUGUUGAGAACUCGAUGGAUGACAUGAAUGGGUCAAAUGCUUCCCGUCUGCCUGUUCGCAGUUGGUUAAUGAUGAGAACGAACUGAAUAAAUGAGACCACAGUUGAAUCUUAGGAGCAUGCAAGCCUUGUAGUCUGAUACCCAUCUAGGGUCGUUCAUGAAAGGGCUUGUCAGGCGAUUUAUCCAUCAGUUAAAAUAGGAACUGCAUCUCAGCUAAUCAAAAUUAAGGAAAAGUUGUCAGGCCUAACAACUUGUCGGACAAAAAUGUUGACGAUGAAGCUCUCCCCAGAUCUCUCACACCACUCCAUUUUUCAAAGUACAAUAAAAUUCCAACCUCUCUGGGUCAUUCUUUAAACCUUAAAAAUUCAUUAAAGAUAAUUUUCUUCACUAUUACACCGUGGGGGGAAAGAACAGAGUAAACAUAAGAAACAUAAAAUGUGCACAAAAAUUUGACAUUUUCAUUCGGUCUCCCAUAGUUUUAUUUUAGUUAGACAAUUGCCUAAUUGAAGUAGACAUCAAAAUACAAAAUACAUGCCUGUAUGUCUUAGAUUUUCAUGUGUAAAUGUGAUGGGCUACAUGAAGAAAUCUUUUGAUCUUGCCUACUUUAGGUUGGAAAUUUCCUCAAGUGAAUAGAUGAUGUACAUCAAUCUUUUCCAUAGCCCUUUUCAAUUGAAACCAUGUGAUCAAAAGCACAUUAAUCAACAUAAUUAUAAAAGAAUAGAAAUUCAUAUUCAAGACAAGUUCUGUAUUUCAAUAUGAUUGUUCAACGCUGCCCUCAAUUUAGCAGGCUUGUUCUUAUUGUUACCUAGGCCUGGUAUCAUAAAGAAUACAAUCAAUUAAAAAAAAUACAAAAAAACAGGCAUAAUUGUUAGUCUCUGGUAAAUAAAAAUGUCGCGAUCAGUUGCAAAUGUUAAUCAGAUUCCUCUUUUUUGUUACAGGUCACAGGUUAACAUGGCAAGCACAAUUCUGUUUACACUGUCAAACAAUCGGGUUGUUAUAUACCUAUGUGUGUGUUAUGUAAUAUCUAUGUAUCAUAGACUUGUGAAAUUAUAGCCUACAGUGUAAUCUAGGUGGCGACUGCAGCUAUUUUGCCAUUUCAAGCCUGAUGUGGCGAGACUACAUGUACUAACAGCGGCUGCAUAGUCUCGCUGAACCAGACUUGUAACAGCAAACACAAAAGCUGUAGCCUCAACCGAGAGUGUAGGCUAGCAAAAUAAUAGAUCAGUAUUUUAUUACAUUUCAAAAUAUCAAAUUUGAGCUGCAAUCGUUAAUGAACUUUCUUUUUUGAUUAGUGAUUUGAAAGGUCACUCGGUGAUUUUCCAAGAACAGUGCUGGUAAUGAUAAGUUACGUGUUGGGAGUGGUGUCAAUAUUAACCCAACACAAACACCUCCUUUUAACACCAAAAUUUAAACUCACAAGGUGUUUUGAUCGAAUGGAUACAUCAUCAGGCUCUUCAUUCAAAUCCUAACACUGCCCUACCAUUGUUUUACAAGGCAUGAAUCUAUAUUUUCCACUCUCCACCCGGGUGAAAAAUGGAUAUCGACAGGAGAGAAUUCCCUGACUGCUGAGGAGUGAGGGCAAGAAUCAAACAAGAGUAUAUGGGAGUGCAUUAAGCACCUUCUGUGGUGGACAUAUGUAUACUUCAUAGAUAACCCAAAUUGUAUAUUAAUUCAAAGUUUUGGUUAGCUUUCAUAUCAGCUCUUCAAAAUGAUCAUAUCUAUUUUCAACACAAAGUUUUUACUGGCAAGUUAUACAUUAGAGGUGGUUUCCCGGGGGGGCCACUUACAUUGACGAAUGGAUACCAUGCGCGACCAAAAAAACACGUAAAAAGGAUGUCUUUUUCAAGAUAGGGCACGUUACGUACGUAACGUGAUAAGGGUGUAAAAAACACAAAAAUAAUGAAAAAAGGGUAUCUAUUUCGCUAGGAAAGCUACAUGUUUAGGGUCAAAUUUGCGGGGAUGAUAAAACAAAAUUAAAAUGUUUUAUAAAGGAUGUCCUUUUUGCCCCAACACUACCUGUUUAGAGUCCGAUUUGCGCAAGGUGUGGAAGGUGGGGCCGAAUGGUGUGUAAAGGUAAAACUGACGACCGACGGACCCGUGACAUAGACCCCUGUUACAUCUGAGAGAUUCCCUACCUCGGGCCGGCCCGGGGCCUACCUCGGGUCGGAAAGAAAUCAGAUGUAAACAUCCCAAACCUACCUCGGGCCACCUUUUAGCGAACCUACCCGAGACCACAUCAAGAGGUAGUCUCGGGUAGGUAUCGGGCCGGCCCCGGUCCACCGAUUCGUAGAUGUAAACGCACACAAGCUUUCAAACCUAUCUCGGUCCGUUCGCCAGCUGUCAAAUUACGUCAAAGCGCGCGCUAUCCCCUCCCCAGCCCCGUCGUUCUUCGAAUGUUUUGCGGCUUUUGACAUGUGAAUUGUGAUUGAUAAAGUCUUUGAUUUUAGUGGAAAGAAGGAAGCACUUUAAACGUAUUCUUUUCAAAUCGAUCAUAUCUUCAACGACUGCUGGGAUCAUCAGCAUGCUUCCAGAAUAACGAAAUGUAAACAACUUCAAUUAGCGCGCGCAAAUUAUUCAGAGCCUAGAUCGAGAGUGCCCUUUGGUGUCAGCAAUCGGAUACCGCUCGAAACCGUACCGAUAGGGGAGGGAAUGAACGCUGUGAUGUAAACAGACCACAUUUCGGACUCGGUCCGUUCGCGAAGCUAAUCCACCAAUAAUCCAGUCAAGGUUGCAAGUGGACUCGGUCGGGUCUCGGGUAGGAAACUUUCAGAUGUAACAGGGGCCAUAAUAAAAUAUCGCUGUACUUGUUUAGGGGUUCAUUUCAGGGAAUACUUGCCAAGAGUAUCGUUUUGUUUCCAAUACUUGUUAAGGGUAGGGUUUCACACGCCAAUACUUGUUAAGGGGUGCAUUUUCAGAGUAUGGAAAAUACGUGUUUAGGGUGCUUUUUGAGACCCCAUGGUCGCGCAUGGUAUCCACUCGUCAAUGGAAAUGGCCCCCCCCCCCCCCCCCGGCCCCCGGUAUGGUUUACUGAAUUUCUGAACAGGGAGUGAUACCAUGUGCGAAUACUGAGGUGAUGAUAAUUGUACAAUAUUUUUUAAUAAAUACAAUAUGUUUUUACUAUGGAA
Messenger RNA from Lytechinus pictus (painted urchin), 5085 nucleotides. RefSeq names its product pre-mRNA-processing factor 17-like. The transcript is spliced from 12 exons. Gene Ontology annotation, molecular function: protein binding; mRNA binding. Gene Ontology annotation, cellular component: catalytic step 2 spliceosome. The record is from RefSeq and is a predicted model, not a curated record. Gene Ontology annotation, biological process: mRNA splicing, via spliceosome. Lineage: Eukaryota; Metazoa; Echinodermata; Echinoidea; Temnopleuroida; Toxopneustidae. The coding region runs from base 42 to 1778 and encodes 578 amino acids.